GAAAAACACAAGAAGAAGAAGAAGAACACAAACAGAGGAGAGGAAGACGAAGAAGAAGACUUGGCCUUGAGGAAUUGUCAAGUAACGACAGGCUGAUUGUUGUUGUUGUUUGUGUAAAUAACUGUGUAUUACUCAGAUUCUCGGAGGUAGUUCUGGUUUAAUGGGAAGCUGUUCUCCGCAUGCUGCUCCGGGUGCGUUCGUGAUCUGUGAAUAGAAGAUUCCUCUGCUCAAGGAAAUCCGUCAUUUUCAUGACCUGUUUACCUGUGCUUGUGAAUGGUUGUCCAGCCACGUCAACCCCCCAGAUACACAUGAGUGCUGUUUUCUCAUCAAGCUGGGCCGAGCGCCAUGCCUGACCGGGACAGUUCCUACCUGUCUAGCGGUGGUGGGAGUGGUGGCAGCCUGGGUGACGAAGGUGGACCUGGAGCUAGUUUAGGCGGGGGCACGGGAGAGGGCAGAGUGGGUUCAGGGGGAGGUGUUGGGGGCAGCGUCUCUGGCUCUGGGGGAAUGGGGGGAGGAGGGGCUCUUGGAAACGGCAACAGUUGUGGGAAUGGCGGAAGCGGCGGGCUGGGUUCUGGACUGGCUUUGGACGGUGUCUGCAGGGACUUCAUACGCAAUGUUUGCAAGAGAGGGAAGCGUUGUCGCUUCAGACAUCCAGACUUCAAUGAGGUGCCAGACUUGGGAGUACAGAAGAAUGAAUUUAUCUUCUGUCAUGACCAUCAAAAUAAAGAGUGCAUGCGCUCUAACUGCCGCUUUGUACAUGGCUCCAAAGAGGAUGAGGACUAUUACAAGAAGACAGGAGAGCUGCCACUCAGACUCAGAGGGAAAGUUGCAGCACGACUGGGCCUGUCUCCCAUGGAUCUCCCCCACAGUCGGGGAGAGGUCCCUAUCUGCAGAGACUUCCUGAAGGGGGAGUGUCAAAGGGGCAAUAAAUGUAAAUUUCGGCAUGUCAAGAAGGACUAUGAGUAUGAACCGUCAAGGGUGGGAGUGGGUGGUGUUAUGGGGCCAGGAGUCAGUGGGAUGGUUAAUGCUGGUGGAGGGGUUGGUGGAGGUGGAGGAGGUGCCUGUGGAGGAAUGGCAGGACUUGUUGGGGGCGGAGGUGGAAGCAAUAUGAUGGGAAUGGGCUGCCCCAGCUUGGGUGGCUGCCGAGAUCCAGGUAUCUCAGGAGUUGGGGGAGUAGGGGGUGGAGGAAUGAGCGGCUGUUUAUCCAUAGGUUCCUUAGGACAACGUCGUUAUGACAGGGGCUCUUGUUCUGUGUAUGACCCCCUGUUUGAGAGUGGUCUGUUUGAAACGGGAUCCCUGGAGGCUUCUGUGGACCACACUGCACUGCAGCUGAAGAGACGGAGGUUGGAGGGGUUGCGGCUGGCGGAUGGGAGUGGAGGUGGGCACUAUGAGUUGGGGGUCCAGGCUACCUUGCCACCUCGUCCUCUGGAGUACCGGUUCCUGGAGGAAGAAAACUCCCUGCUGAGGAAGAGAGUGGAAGAGCUGAAGAAGCAGGUUUCGAAUCUUAUUGCCACCAAUGAGGUUCUCUUGGAGCAGAAUGCCCAGUUCCGAAGCCAGGCCAAGGUGAUGACACUGUCUUCCACACCAGCCCCCACCGAGCAGAGUCUGGCGCCCCCUGUGGGUGCAGUAAGCUCCUACAAUCACAGCAUUGCCCAAACCCACACCACCCUGAGCAGCGCUGGACUGCAGCCUCGGCCCGUCACCCAGCAGGACCUAGUAGCUCCCACGGGUGCCCCUACAGCACCACCAACUAAUGCUGCCCCACCCACAGCCCCUCCGCCCCAUCUCAAUCCAGAGAUCACCCCCCUCUCAGCUGCCCUGGCACAGACCAUUGCCCAGGGGAUGGCACCCCCUGUUUCCAUGGCACCAGUUGCUGUAUCUGUGGCACCAGUGGCAGUAUCCAUGGCACAACCUCUGCCGGUCAUUACUAUGAGCCAUGCCACCACCCCAAUGGUGUCGUACCCCAUUGCUAGUCAGAGCAUGAGGAUCACCACUCUGCCUCACUAACUGAUUCCUCGUCAGGACUUUAUUACCCUUAAGUAAGGAGGGAUUUUGAACAUUGUCUCUUUUAUGUGUUUGAGACUCAACUCAUUACAGAGACCAGUAGCUUCUGACUACAGUUGCCACAGUGAGGUAAACUGAUAAGCCCACCAGAGAGCAAGCAAAAAGACUUUUCUGUCCAGCUUUUUCAGUCUGUUCUGUGGCCACAAAACAAAUAAAUGUUUCCUUUGGACUGACCCAUGAACUCAGCAAAUGCCUAUGUGCAGUUGGGGCCUUUUCAAACAUAGGCACCAAAAUAGCAACAAACUGAAAAUAUGUGAGGUCAUUGUGUCUGAAGCAUUCCCGUAACUCACACUGACUGUUGUGUCAUUACAAGGAGAUUUGGCAGUAGGUUCUGUUUAUAUUUUUGUGGGCUGCUCUUGUGUAAAUUAACUUUGAUAUUUUGCUCAGAUCAAGGAAAACAAGAAUAACAACCACUCAACAAAGUA
Messenger RNA from Myripristis murdjan (pinecone soldierfish), 2489 nucleotides. RefSeq names its product zinc finger CCCH-type containing 10 (gene zc3h10). The transcript is spliced from 3 exons. NCBI's taxonomy places the organism in Eukaryota, Metazoa, Chordata, Actinopteri, Holocentriformes, Holocentridae. Gene Ontology annotation, biological process: regulation of RNA splicing. Gene Ontology annotation, molecular function: metal ion binding; RNA binding. Bases 346 to 2007 code for a protein of 553 amino acids. The record is from RefSeq and is a predicted model, not a curated record.